Cokeromyces recurvatus is the source of this 1743-nucleotide messenger RNA. RefSeq lists its product as uncharacterized. Gene Ontology annotation, biological process: phosphatidylcholine biosynthetic process. The record is from RefSeq and is a predicted model, not a curated record. Lineage: Eukaryota; Fungi; Mucoromycota; Mucoromycetes; Mucorales; Mucoraceae. The coding region runs from base 344 to 1687 and encodes 447 amino acids. The transcript has a single exon.
AAUGAAUUACAAGAUAUCAAUAAAAUGAAAUUUCAAUAACAUAAAGGCAUUUUUAUAAAAUAUACAUAAUUAUAAAAAAAAAAAGUAAAAGCAAGCAGUAGAUAGAAUAACUCGAAUCAUGGAAGGAAAUAAAAGAAGCUAUUCCAAAGUGUUUAUUAAGCCAAGCAUUUUGAUUUUUGUUUAAUUUAUAAUUUGGGAACUCCGUUUUAUUUGAAGCAACUGUCAAAAAAAAAAAAAAGUUUAAUUUUUUACAUGUAUUAAAUAGAGAUGCUUCUUUUCAUUCAUUCUUUCUUUCUCUUUUUCUUUAUUCCUCUCUUUCUAUUGUGUACACACACACACUACAAUGGAAGAAAAACUUUACAGUUCAAAUGAAAAUGACUCUUCUACAACAUUAAAUGAUGAAGACAAUUAUUAUAAUGAUGAUACUGAUGGGUUAUCGACCUUAGAUGAUGACUGGGACACAUCAGCUACAGGAGAUGAUACGAUUGACGUACUAUCGUUAGCAUUAGAACAGGUUACUGUACAAAUUCAUGAAAUUAAGAAUGAAAUUCAAACUAAAUUAUCUUCUGAAUGGACUUCAAUAACCAAGAAUCGGCUACAGAAACAGAAGUUACAUCUUGAAGCACAAAGGGCCGUUAUUCAAGAGCGACUUCUUCGACAAUAUACUCAAAUCAAUAAUCGUAUACAUCGAGAUGCCAAGACAAUGAGAUUACGAGACAAGGUUUCAUUUGUACUUGGCGUAGGUAACACAUGGAUUACACCUGUCAUUGCUGCACGAAUCCCCAUCUAUAUUCCAAUCUAUUAUACCGUUCAAUCCUUUUAUCUUAUCACGAUUCGAUACUUUAUUUAUAGAUCUAAACGAUGGCAUUAUUUCUUUUUUGACCUGUGUUAUUAUGUUAAUCUCUUAACAUUGUUAUUUUUAUGGGCUUUCCCUUCUUCUACUUUGCUUUAUACUGCUGCCUUCACACUAACGAAUGGACCUGUGAUAUGGGCUAUUAUUACUUGGCGCAAUUCAUUAGUCUUUCAUUCACUAGAUAAAGUCACCUCUGUCUUUAUCCAUAUCUUCCCUGCUUUAGUGACCUAUACGUUACGUUGGCUACCUGUGCUGCAUCGUGAUCCCGAGAUAGCACUUGCUUAUCGGAAUCUUCAUUUUCCUGGUGCCUCUCAGAUGCCAUCCACGAUGGGAUGGUGGUACACGUUAAUCGUUUCCACAUUAUUUUAUUUAGCGUGGCAGAUCUUUUACAUUGCCGUUGUGGUUAUUGCACGAGGAGAUAAAGUCGAAAAGGGAUCCUACACUACCUCCUACUCGACCUUAUUAAAUGACAGUAGUGACAGCAACAAAAAAAAAGGGAAGAAACCAUUUAUUUUGAGAUUAGCUUGCAUGUUUGGUGAAAGAUACAAGUUACCUAUGCUUAUCUUUUGGCAGUUUUGGUAUACUCUAGGAACAUGUGCGCUUACUUAUUUCUAUUACAAGUCAUUUUGGCUUCAUUCAUUUUGUUUGGUUACCAUGUUUGGUGUAAGCGUUUGGAAUGGAGCGAGUUACUAUAUAGAUGUAUUCUCGAAGCGUUAUUUGACUGAAGUAGAGAAUCAAUUAGCUGCAUUCAAAGAGAAAAACCUGCAACCAUUAAAUCAAGUUAAUAUGUCUGUUGGGCAACAAAUGAAUAAUACAAUGAAAAAAAUUCAAUAGAGAAGAAAAGAUAGAUAUACAUUUAUAAGUAUUCAACCUACCAUCGUCAUGUGCUU